AUGGCCGUUAAAACUACAAAACCCCGUAUACUAAUUGUUGGUGCCGGCCUCGGUGGACUGACACUAGCCCAGUCCUUGCGAAAGCAGGGCAUUCCAUUCGAGGUUUUCGAACGAGACACAGAUGCACAGUCUCGAUUCUUAGGAUGGGCCAUUGGCGUACAUACAAUUCUCGAUGACUUAGUUUCAUCAAUACCUAACGACUUACCGCCAAUAAAGGAGAGUAUAACUCACUUGUCCCCACUGAAGCUCGAAGCGCAACUUUCUUUUUACUUCCACGGAAAGCACAUGGCCGUACAAUCUAGUCCCGAGCAGCAAGUUAUAAGGGCAAACAGACCUCGUUUUAGGGAUUGGCUCUCUACCAAUAUCCCAAUUCAAUGGGGAAAGAGACCUACACGAGUGGAGCAAGUUCAAGACGAAAUCCUACUCCACUUUGAGGAUGGAACUACGGCCACCGGUGAUAUUCUCGUGGGGGCAGACGGAGUAAAUAGCUUUGUGCGCGAACACCUUCUUGGGGUCCCCAACAAGGAACUUCUCCAGCCCAUUCCAAAUUGUAUGAUCUGCGGCGAAACAACUUUGUCGGGAGAAGCAUUCGAACGCCAGCUUUCUCUCGCACAUAGCUGCUAUGUGGCGGUCGGCCCAGCUUCUACCAAUUAUUUCCUGUUUGUAGGCUUGAACCGAGUGAGCUCGGAUGGAAAGUCUGGGCGGUACUAUUGGUUUAUCGCGGAGAAAGAUCCGUCCAUUGCUAACGAGAACCACUGGACCAAAUCUGCUUCGCAAGCAGAGCUAUACGACCACGUUAUCAAGUUAACAAGUGGUCUUGAGCCUAGGUUUUCCGAAGUCAUUGAGUCGACUUCUGUAAGCGAGGUCAAGCCCAAGCCUUUCAUAAUUCGCGAUGCGGAAAUUGAGCACUUGCCGGUCGGCAGAAUAACUCUGCUUGGCGAUGCGGCUCACCCAAUGAGCCCAUUCCGUGGUGAAGGCGGCGCACACGCCUUGCUUGACGCGCUAAACCUUUCGAAAGCCAUCGGGCAGUUGAAGUCGAAUGAUACCAGCGAAAUCGAGUCUCUCUUCGGCCCCUAUCAGAAAGAAAUGCUAGAACGAGGCGCGCGCGCCGUCAAGGCUUCUAGAAGUCAGCAUACCUUUGAGACUAUUGCCGAUGGUAAUAUAGUGGCAUGGGGUCAGACUCUUGUUGAGGUUCCGGAUGAGACUAUUACCCUCGAGGCUUGCCUCCCUUGA
Molecule: messenger RNA, 1233 nt
Organism: Daldinia childiae
Lineage: Eukaryota; Fungi; Ascomycota; Sordariomycetes; Xylariales; Hypoxylaceae
Product: FAD-dependent urate hydroxylase
Exons: 5
Coding region: 1-1233 (410 amino acids)
Molecular function (GO): FAD binding
Source: RefSeq, a predicted model, not a curated record